This is a messenger RNA of Maylandia zebra (zebra mbuna), 2483 nucleotides long. It is a transcript of the gene mboat4, whose product is annotated as membrane bound O-acyltransferase domain containing 4. The record is from RefSeq and is a predicted model, not a curated record. NCBI's taxonomy places the organism in Eukaryota, Metazoa, Chordata, Actinopteri, Cichliformes, Cichlidae. Gene Ontology annotation, biological process: peptidyl-serine octanoylation; lipid modification. Gene Ontology annotation, cellular component: endoplasmic reticulum membrane. Gene Ontology annotation, molecular function: serine O-acyltransferase activity.
UCAAAUCUCUACUGUGCUUGCCUGAGUUCAACUGUGGUAUUCAGCCUGAAAUGCAGACAUGGGCUCGAUCGGCUGGUCGUGGGAGCAACAUCGUUUUUUAAUGUAUCAAUGUCUUUCACUUCCAUUUGCUUUCUUAUUUUAUUUUCUUGCAAAACGGGGGCAUCUAUCCUUGACAUACAGGUACCUGUUUGUUUCUGCUGGAGGUAGUGUCCUGGCAGUCUUCACGAUGGGCAUCUACAGCACCCUCCUGUUCACCUCCACACUUGCCUUUGUUCUACUCGUGUGCUGUGUGGAUCACAGCUGUAUCCACACCUGGGCAUUUGUUAUGCAGAUGUUGUGGCAAACCUUCUGGCACCUACUUAUACAGUACAGGGAAUACUACCUGCACGAACGAGUCAGCAUCAGACUGUUCUUGGCAGUGUCCACUUUGAUGCUGCUCACCCAGAGAAUCACCUCUGUGUCUUUGGACCUUCAGGAGAAACAAGUCGUACUGACACCAUCCAAAAGGCAGACUUGUGUCACGCUUCUCCCUCUUAUCAGCUACAUCCUCAAUUUUACCACACUGCUUGGUGGUCCUUUGGGUUCCUAUGGACAAUUCAUUACUCUAAUGGAGGGGAUCAACCUCACCUCGCCACCCAGUCCUCCUGGUGUAGUUUUCCUAAAGCUGAUGCAAGUGUUAAUGCUAGAGUGGGUUAGAUUUUAUCUCGUCUUUUUUCUGAAACAUCUUAUCCAUGAUUUCAACCCUGGCAUCCUCUAUGGCAUCCUGUCGACCUGGUGUCUUGGACUGGUUUUAAGAAUACAGUAUUACUCUCACUGGAAGAUCAGCGAAUGCCUCAAUAACGCAGCAGGGUUUGGCUUUUGGGAAGAUUCAUCUGGGGACUAUUUCUCCAAAUGGAGCGGACUAUCCGAUGGGGACUUCUGGACCACUGAGGCAUCGAUAUGCAUGUCACAGUUUGCUCGUCGCUGGAACGCCACAACAGCUUCAUGGCUGCGUAGACUAGUUUAUGCAAGGCACAAACACUUCCCACUGCUCAUGUGCUUUGGUUUUUCACUGUGGUGGCACGGUUUACAUUUAGGACACUUUGUGGGGUUUUUCACCUGGGCAGCAACAGUGAAAGCAGACCAUCAUAUUCACAGGAACCUUCUCCCAAAUAUUACACCGACACAGAGAAAAAUCUACACUUUUGUAAACUGGAUAAACACUCAAAUGAUUGUUACCUGCAUUGUUAUAGCGGUAGAAUUUAGAAAUUCGUCUGGUUUGAGACUUUUAUCCAAAACAUACAUAGGUCUUUUUCCACUUGUUAAUAUAAUCCUGCACUUUAUCGUUUUAAACCUCAAUUCACUAGAACAGUAGUCAAACAAAGAUAUAUUAUUAAAGCAAAAAGAACGUUGACUUUGGCUUCAGGAACAUAACAUAUAACUGGGCUUAGAUUAUAACACUUUCUACGUUUCAGAUGCAAUUAUAAAACUCUAAUUACACCCCUACCUCUUCUAUAUGAAUUAAGAGGGUAAGUAGCAGCCACAUGCUGUUAAUCAAAAAACAAAAGCAAAAGCAAAUGUGAUCACCUCUAUGAAAGCGGUUGUUUCAGCGGUUUCUGGGUCGGAGCAUUCAGAUGUAAUAUGGGCUACAUCUCAGACUCUCAUGGCAGUACAAUUUUGACUGAACAGUUGUGGCUUGUUUGCCAGAAGAAAAAUCUCUUUCUAAAAAGAAAGCAGCAGUUUAGGUUUGCCAAGUUUCAACUGAAUGACACACAAGAAAAAAACCCAAAAAAAAAACCCAACAUGGCCAUAAUGCACAGAACUACGUUUGGCAAAAACCAAAACACAGGAUGCCGAGGACCUGGACACCUUAUAUUCACUGAGUCGACCUUCAACUCUUCUGUAUACUGAAGUACUUUAGAGUCAAAUGUGAGGCCAUCUGUGUGACAGCUAAAGUUUUGCCAAAAGUGGGUUGUACAACAGGACAAUGAUCCCAAGCACACCUGCAAAUCUACAACAGAAUGGCUAAAAAAAGAAACACAUCAAAGUGUUGCAAUUGACUGGUUAAAGUCCAGUCCUCAACCUGAUUGAAUUGCUGUGGUGGGACCUUAAGAAACUUUUGCAUAAACAAAUGCCUGCAAAUAUCGAGCUGAAGCAACACUAAAGAAGAGUGGGCCGAAAUUCCUCUACAACAAUGUAAGGAACUGAUAAACUCAUAGAGAAAAUGAUUAAGUUAUUGCAACUAAACAUACCUUCUAUAUUGGAAGAUGUACUUAGUUUUUCACUGGACGUAAAUGAAUUCUCUUUCAAAUUUGUUCAAAAGUUUUAGAGUACUGAAACAUCAUGGGUGAGAGCAGUCUCAUGUUGCAAAAGCACUAAAAAGAACCAGUAAAGUCUGCAGAUCUACACGCCGACUCUCACCAAAGUCCUAUAAUUAAUAACUGGAAGUGGUUUCUGACACAUAAGCACAGGUAAAGUGGGUAAAUGCUGCCUGGCCAGCAUAA